ACUAUAUUUCUCCUACAAAUUAUCAUAAUAAAUAUCAGAUUAUUAUUUAUUCGUGUAUCGUCUCUCGAUCAUUAUAUAUUUACUUGAAAAGGAAACUAUAAAGCAACCUCGUGAGCCAAUGUAAUGACAGCAAACUCAUGGCUCAUCCAAUCACGACGCAAGUAGAUGAACGGGUGACACGGAAAUGGUAAGUGAAAUGUUGCUCUCACAACAAACCAGUUGCGGUCGACAUCCCCGCUUCGCUCGCACUACCUGGGCUGACGAUGUCAUGCUCUUCGUGACGUCAUUCUUGGAAUGUGAAUUCCUGGCCCCUGCCUUCGACGAGGCAGGGGAGCCUCGCGGGCCUCGCUUGCAACCAACGGUCAAAAAACUUCCAACGGGACCAAUUGAAGAACCAACCUCCCCCGACUGGACACGGAGGUCCAACGCAACCGAGGGGAUGCCGCGGUGGCUCAGCUUCACCGUCUUCCGGGACCGGUGUCACCGCCGCGCCUUCCUCGCUGCCGGCCUCCGUCCCUCCGCCACAGCCCUCGCGGACGGCGCCACGGUCCAUUGUUGGGUCCCCGCCCGCCCGGACCCCUCUCGCUCCCCGCUCCUCCUUCUCCACGGCUUCGGCGCCACCGCCAUUUGGCAGUGGUCCGCACACCUACGCCCCCUCCUCGGAGCCGGAUUCGACCUCUACGUCCCCGAUCUUCUCUUCUUCGGCGUCUCCGCCGCGCCCGGUCCCGACAGGUCCGAAUCAUACCAGGCCCAAUGCAUCAUGGCCGCCAUGGAGGCAGCCGGCGUUCGGCGAUUCGGCCUCGUGGGGGUGAGCUACGGCGGGUUUGUGGCUUAUCGGAUGGCGGCGAUGUACCCGACGGCGGUGGAACGGGUGGUGCUCUGCUGCGCCGGCGUGUGCCUUGAGGAGCGCGACCUUGCGGCGGGGCUUUUCGUCGUGUCGGACUUGCGGGAGGCGAUAGAGAUCCUGCUGCCCCAGCGGCCGGAAAAACUGCGGCAGCUCGUCCGACUGUCCUUCGUCCGGCCGCAGCUCGUGAUGCCGUCCGUCUUCCUCCGGGAUUACAUACAGGUGAUGUGCAAAGAUUAUGUGAAAGAGAAGACAGAGUUGAUCCAAGCCGUAUUCAAUGAAAGGAAACAUUCGGACCUUCCAAAGAUAAACCAGCCAACCUUGAUAUUUUGGGGCGAGCAAGAUCAGAUUUUUCCAUUAGAAUUGGGUCACAGAUUACAGAGGCAUUUAGGGGAUAAUUCUCAAUUGGCAGUCAUCAGCAAUGCUGGGCAUGCCGUGAAUCUUGAGAAGCCUAAAGAGCUUUGUGAGCAUAUAAUUGCAUUCUUUCUUGAUUCUCCCCAGGGAAGUCACAACGGCCAGGACGUACCAUCUCCAAACUCUCAGAAAAACAUAAAUUUCAAUCAGGAUUAAUAAUUCUGACAAAAGAAUUUUCAAAAUUUGAGGCUUGAACUUUAUUAUCCAAAUUCUCUUCUGCUGCUUUAAGAUUUAUACGAAGAACAUGUCUGACAAUUGAGAAUGCUUUUUCGUAUAAAUCUUGACCUUAAAACUUUGAUAUAAAUGCCAUGAGUGAUUUGACUUUUCCAAUAA
This is a messenger RNA of Musa acuminata AAA Group (dessert banana), 1591 nucleotides long. RefSeq lists its product as uncharacterized. NCBI's taxonomy places the organism in Eukaryota, Viridiplantae, Streptophyta, Magnoliopsida, Zingiberales, Musaceae. The record is from RefSeq and is a predicted model, not a curated record. The transcript has 4 exons. The coding region runs from base 185 to 1414 and encodes 409 amino acids. Gene Ontology annotation, molecular function: catalytic activity.